AUGGAGGCAAAGCGAGCGCUUCUCGACGCCACCGACGUCCUUUUCACUAUCGUCCAGUACACGCCAUCGCCUACAGACGUCGCGUCGCUCCUUCGCGCUCUGCCGCCAGCCACUUUGACGCCACCGCUGGCGGCGCUUCUCGAGCUCAUAACACCGGACAAGCCGUGGGAAACAAAUCCGUUCUGGCCGCAGCCACGCAUCCGUCGCUUCAGCGAGGCCGACAUUGAUCGCUUUGUGACAGCGAUGCCGCUUUUCAACUCGGUGUGCAUCGACGACUACUCAUUCAGCAAGCACUGGCCCACGUACGGAGCUAUUGACAGUGACGACGUCGACGAUCUGCAUUUUUUUCAUUUUGUUGUCCGCUGGGCCGCCAAAAUGACGCACAUGACCUUGGCCGCGUUGUUAAAGUACGGGGCCAGCCGGAAGACGUUCCUCAAUAUGCUGCGCAUGUGCACGAGCCUCCACACUGUGCAGCUUCCGUAUGCGGUCGACGUGCUUGAGGCCGUAACGACGCCGGCCCACUGCGUCCAGGACCUCGAGCUCAAACACUUGUACUACAGUCCAGAGUACACACUCGGCGCCGCGCCGAUCAUUGAGUGCUGGCUUGCGUCGGGCCACGCGCGACGCUUGGGUCUUGUUGAUUUCUGGACUGGCGACGCGGGUCUCGGGAAAGAGCUGGCGCUGGCAGCAUCGACGCUCUCGAAUCUUUGCUUGACAGAUUCGCCCGCCAUCUUGCAGACUGUCAUUUCGAAUGGCAUUGCGUGGACGCACCUCACGGAGCUUGACCUCGACCUCGGCAACAAGCCUACGGGGAAUGUGCUGCGCAAGCUCGUGCCACUGCUCAACGUGUCGCAGCUCCAAAAUCUCACCCUUCGAAACGUCCAAGCCGGCAACAGCGUCUGCUUUUUAAGCCUCCUGCCCUCCCUUGCGGCGCUCACCGACCUCCGUCUUCACUGCGUCGAUAUCGGACACGCUCGACCGAUGCUCGCGAGUCCUUUGCUGCUGCGCAGCGCUGACUUUCAUGACGUCAAAUGGACCAAGAGGAGCUUUGCCGCGGUGCUCAAGUGGGCCCUCCGCUCGCCGACACUCGAGUCCAUCACAUGGUCAGGCGCCGAUGUUUACAUGCGAGCGGACACGGACGCCGUUCAAGACGCAAUCCGGCGCUGCCUCGAUGCCGGUGUGCGUCGUGUCGUCUAUCGAGAGGGCUUCAUGGCGAGCUCCGAGAUGUUGGCUGGCGCCGUGCGCGAUAUCCACGCCCCAAGACCAUGUACCGUCGUCUGCUGCAUCAAGCUGAAGACGACCAAGGACAUUAGAAGCUUGUUCUCGGCGCUCGCAACGUGCACCAACGUGACGCUCGACGUAAAUGUGUAUCCCUACUGUGCCCCGUUGCAAGAAUUUAUUGGCGAACUAGCCCAAGAGGCUGGUAUCGUCGUCGACUACAAAGGCGGGCCCUUGGCGCACAGUCAUUACUGGACUGCGCGCAGCCCGUCACCACUUUAGUGCUCAAAUACAGUUUUAUACUCCG
Messenger RNA from Saprolegnia parasitica CBS 223.65, 1525 nucleotides. RefSeq lists its product as hypothetical. Bases 1 to 1500 code for a protein of 499 amino acids. NCBI's taxonomy places the organism in Eukaryota, Oomycota, Saprolegniomycetes, Saprolegniales, Saprolegniaceae. The record is from RefSeq and is a predicted model, not a curated record. The transcript has a single exon.